GAUGCCAGAAGAGCUAUCAAGACAACCAUCUUUUCAUUAAUUUAUUCAUUAUUUAUUCUCUUGUUUAUGCGACAACGCACACCUUCCUUGUUCUGCUGCCUUUUGCUUUCUUCUGUAUUUUGUUUUGAUGUUGGUGGCAUGAGAUAAGUGGAUUCUUGAACACAUUUCUUGCUCAAGAACAGGAUGCUUAACUUGUUCAUACACCUGCCCCUUCAAUCUAAAUCUCUUUGAGCCUAUUUUCAUUUUCUUUCCUUUUUUGGAUUUCCUUUCAACAUCCAUCAAUCUAUCUGCCUGCCCACCGCCUUUAUCUCUCUCUCUCUCACUCUACUUUCCCUCACUGCUACUCCAUUUAUUCCAUUCCUUUUCUUUUGUGCUCUACAUCUGAAUCCUAGUGUUGCUGGAUUCUUCUUUAUCUGCACCAUCACUGCUCAUUAACCCACCCCUUAUUUUCUCUCUUUUUUAUUUCUUUCUUUUUUUCUUCUUCUUUAUUUUCUUUCUUUUUCUUCCUUUAGCUUCAGUUUUAUCUUCUUGGUUUCUGUCUGUGUUUGAAUUUUACAGCCCCAACCUUAAACAUGUUUCUCACCCUGUUCUGGAUUUGAUGUGGGGGUUCAUCUGAAAAAGCUGUUUAUUUGUAGUUGUUAGUGAUUUCAGAUCAGCUCUUUCCUUUUUCUUGUUGGGUUCUUACUGUUAUUGUUAUUUUUGCAAUCAGCUCUCAUUUAUUCUUUUUUCUUUUUUCUUUUUCUUUUUCUUUUUCUGUGUUUAUUAGGUAAUGAUCUAACAGCAGAUAGAGAGUCUGGCCUCAGACCCCCUUUUUUUAAUCAUACCAAGCCGCCUUUUAAAAGAAGAAGAAAAAAAUCUGGUUGUUGCCAAGUUUCUUUUAGGGUUAUAGUUUCAGAACCAUUUAAUUGGGUCUUUGAUUUGGUGCUUUUGAGGCAUAUAAAGCUGGAAAAGCAGAUUUGAUCAAGAACAUGGGGUGGUUGUCAGUGGCAUAUGGGUUGGUUUCAGUGUUUUCAUUGGUGGUGCAUUCAGUGAGUGGCAUUGGUGCCAACUGGGGGACACAGGCAACCCACCCUUUGCCUCCUGAAACUGUAGUGGAUCUGCUGAGGGACAAUGGGAUUGACAAGGUUAAGCUUUUCGAUGCUGAUUACGGAAACUUGAAAGCUCUAGGUAAGACUCGGAUUGAGGUUAUGGUGGGCAUCCCCAACGAGAUGCUUGCAUCUCUGGCUGGCAGUGUCAAGUCUGCUGAGAAAUGGGUUGCUAAAAAUGUCUCUGAACAUAUGACCACCAAUAAUGUUAACAUCAGGUAUGUUGCAGUUGGAAAUGAACCUUUCUUGGAAACAUAUAAUGGGAGUUUUCUCAGGACAACCUUCCCUGCCCUCCAGAAUAUUCAAUCUGCCCUGAUAAAAGCUGGCCUUGGCAACCAAGUGAAGGUCACUGUCCCCCUUAAUGCUGAUGUCUAUGCGAGCUCAAGUGGCCUUCCAUCUGGAGGUGACUUUCGGACUGACAUCCAUGAUUAUAUGAUUCCUAUUGUCAAGUUCUUGAUGGACAAUAAUGCGCCCUUUACUGUCAACAUCUACCCCUUCAUAAGCCUCUAUAUUGAUUCCAACUUCCCUGUUGAGUAUGCAUUCUUUGAUGGCAAUGCAUCCCCGAUAAAUGAUGGUGGGACAUACUAUUACAACAUGUUUGAUGCAAAUUACGAUACUCUUGUUUGGGCCCUUGAAAAAAAUGGGUUUGGGAACCUACCCAUCAUAGUAGGAGAAAUUGGAUGGCCCACUGAUGGGGAUCAAAAUGCAAACUUAGAUUAUGCUCAGCGGUUCAACCAAGGGUUCAUGACCCAUAUUUCUGGUGGGAAAGGAACCCCAAAGAGAGCUGGACCUGUAGAUGCUUAUUUAUUUAGUUUGAUUGAUGAGGAUGCCAAGAGCAUUCAGCCAGGGAGUUUUGAGCGCCAUUGGGGGGUAUUUUAUUUUGAUGGGUCACCGAAGUACCAAUUCAACCUUGGUACCACAAACUCAGGGUCUUUGAUUCCCGCAAGAAAUGUGAAACAUCUGGAGCAAAAAUGGUGUGUGAUGAAGCCAUCAGCUGGCCUUGAUGAUCCGCAAGUGGCACCAAGUGUGCAAUAUGCUUGUGAAAAAGCUGACUGCACUAGUCUUGGGUAUCAGACAUCUUGUGGAGGUUUAGAUGCUCGGGGGAACAUUUCUUAUGCAUUUAAUAGUUACUACCAGACACACAAUCAGCUCGACACCGCCUGCCAGUUUCCAAAUGUUUCAAAGAUUGUCAAAACCGACCCAUCAACUGGAACUUGCAUAUUUAGGAUUGGGAUACAGCAGUAUUAUGGAAGUGCUGAUAGAAAAAAGGGGGGUCUUCAAAGCCCAUUGAUUUUGGUUGGGCAUCUCAUUCUCUUUUUGUUGACCGUUCUGUGAACUUGGAGGAAUUUUAGUUUGUCAGGUAUCAUUUUGUCUCCAUCAUUUUCAAUGCUUUCUAGACUAGUUUGUUAGAAGCUUAGAGCAAUUCGACGAAUAGCAUAAGCUUAGUUCAAAUUUUGCAAUCUAGAAGGCAAACAUGUAAAAUUUAAUUGCUUGGAUGUUUUUUAUGUUAUGAAGUGCAUGAAAUUUUGUGAUU
Messenger RNA from Vitis vinifera (wine grape), 2619 nucleotides. Its product is annotated as glucan endo-1,3-beta-glucosidase 6. The transcript is spliced from 2 exons. Gene Ontology annotation, biological process: carbohydrate metabolic process. Gene Ontology annotation, molecular function: hydrolase activity, hydrolyzing O-glycosyl compounds. NCBI's taxonomy places the organism in Eukaryota, Viridiplantae, Streptophyta, Magnoliopsida, Vitales, Vitaceae. Bases 969 to 2420 code for a protein of 483 amino acids. Gene Ontology annotation, cellular component: plasma membrane. The record is from RefSeq and is a predicted model, not a curated record.